Marasmius oreades (fairy-ring Marasmius) is the source of this 486-nucleotide messenger RNA. RefSeq lists its product as uncharacterized. The transcript has 7 exons. Lineage: Eukaryota; Fungi; Basidiomycota; Agaricomycetes; Agaricales; Marasmiaceae. The record is from RefSeq and is a predicted model, not a curated record. Bases 1 to 486 code for a protein of 161 amino acids.
AUGAACACCCUUCCAGAGUCAAAUGAGCAGUACGGAACUAAGGACUACUGGAAUCAAAGAUACGCCCAAGAGUCAGAAAAUGGAUCAUUCGAUUGGUUCAAGUCAUACGGGGAAAUAUCAGAUAUCAUUCAGGACUUAAUUCCCGACAGAUCUUCCAAAAUUUUAAUGUUGGGAUGCGGAAACUCCAAACUGUCAGAAGAGAUGUACGAUGAUGGGUUUAGAAAUAUUGUCAACAUCGACUAUUCGGCCGUCCUCAUCGAACAGAUGCAGCAACGACACAGUCGAGAUCGACCAGACAUGCAAUGGCACGAAAUGGACGUCCGAGACGUAACAUUUGCGGACGAUACCUUCGAUGUUGUUAUUGACAAGGGAACGAUGGACGCGAUGAUGACCGUCAAAGGAGAUAUUUGGAAUCCUCCGCAGCGAGUCAUAGAUGAUUGCACUCGCGAGGUCCGAGAGGCAAUUCGGUACAUUUCUCGCUAUUGA